UUAAGGUAUGAUUAAUAUAGAUUAAGGAAAAGGUUACUGUAAUUACUUUUUUGGGUGGGGAACUGAGGAAGUGGUGGUACACUGGUACUGCUAGAGAGACAAGAAUGUAGGUAAUGAGUCAACGCUUUUGCAUUAGAGAAAGCUCCUAGCAAUAAUCUCAUAUAUAUACAAGUUGGCAAGAGCACAAAGAAUCUUCAUUUAUAUUCAUUUGAAUUUUCAAGAUCUUGUAUUUCAUUUCUGAAAAACAAAACACUAACCAUGUAUUGUCAGAAUAACAGCUCUUUUGUUGAUCAUUCCGCUGAUUUCAUUAACCAAAAUUACCCUUCGAAUUUAUCGCCUAUGUUGGUCCAGUCACUUGCAGGAGAUUUCGAUUCUAUUAACGAAGCUUUCAUGCUAGCAAAUGCCAAUGGGAAUACAAGUACUGGGAGCGGGUGUACUAGCAGUAGUUACAUAGGCUCACCAAAUUCACCUCUGAGUUGUACCAGUAGUCACCCACCAAAUACUACUGCCUCUUUGAUGCAGCGAAGCCUCAGUAGCCAUUCACUCCAUAAAAACGGGUUUUACCAGCAUGAUUCGUCUCCUGUUGGACUUCAUGACCUGGAUAUUGGGUCAGUUAGAAGGGUUUUUAGCACAGGUGAUUUGGAUCAGGGAGUCCAAACCUUACGCCACCACCAUCACCACCCGGUUGGAAGUCCAUUGGCAAAUGAAAGUACAAGCAUUAUCAUUGAAGGUAUGACUAAGGCAUGUCGCUACAGUCCUGAAGAGAAAAAAGAAAGAAUUGAGAGGUAUCGCAGCAAGAGAAACCAGAGAAAUUUCAACAAAAAAAUACAGUACGCAUGCAGGAAGACAUUAGCAGACAGCAGGCCAAGAAUACGGGGUCGAUUUGCAAGGAACGAUGAAAUCGAACAGCCUACCACUUUCCAAGACCUACAAUGGAAUCAGAUGGCAGGUGAUGAAGACGAUGAGGAUGAAGGGCAGUGGAUUCAUCUCCUGAACUCCCUUUCUACCAAUUUAGUUCCUUGAAGAAUGUCCAUUAUCAGUUAGAAUGCUUGUUAGACUUUUAAGUGUCAAACAUUGUUUUCAAAUUGCAGCAUACAGCAAGCAGCAAUCCUAGGAAUUCAUCAUGUAUAUAAUUCUGGUGGGUGAAGUAUCCUAAGUAACUUGGUACUAGAAUUGAUAAGCAUUCAAAGUAGUUUGCAUAGUAUUUUGCAUGACGGGGUCAUGCAUGAAAAAAAUAAGUGUACAUCAUUUUGAAUGCCCCAAUCAAUUCAGAACUAGUUCAAGUUCUACGCCAUUAUUUGGCCCCAUAGAACAUUAAAUAAAAGUUGGACAGGCUUUUAGAAA
Chenopodium quinoa (quinoa) is the source of this 1344-nucleotide messenger RNA. Its product is annotated as two-component response regulator-like APRR5. The transcript has 3 exons. Lineage: Eukaryota; Viridiplantae; Streptophyta; Magnoliopsida; Caryophyllales; Amaranthaceae. The coding region runs from base 259 to 1023 and encodes 254 amino acids. Gene Ontology annotation, cellular component: nucleus. The record is from RefSeq and is a predicted model, not a curated record. Gene Ontology annotation, biological process: regulation of flower development. Gene Ontology annotation, molecular function: protein binding.